AUGCCUUCCAAUACCUCAGAUGAUGACAUACCUCUGGCGAGAGCCAGCCAUGCAUCUGCUCCCACCAUCUCUCCGUCCACAGACCGCGAAAUGGACAAGUCGGCUUCCAAAGCCAGACCCGGUCCCCCCGGUGCUUCGAUUCGCCACGGUCCGGUCGAUGACCGCAUGGACAUUGACUCUACGCCCAACGGCAAUGCCAAACGGAAGUCUCGGAGCUCAAUCAACCAGGCAGUCCAGUACAAGGAAGAAUCAGACAGCGAUGAUGGUGCGCCCCUGGCAAAACGCCAAAAGUCGAAGCACAAAAAAGCCGAAUCCGAUUCGGAUGAUGAGCCAAUUGCAAGAAAGAACGGCUUUAAGCUGCCGCCUUCCAUCAAGGAAACGGCGACUCUCGAGUCAUCUGAUGACGACCAGCCUCUAGGGACGAAAAUAGCUCAGAGAAAAGCCGACAUCGAGAAGGCUGCUGCGAAAGAAGCGAAGGCCCUGCGCGCUGACGCCAAGGCCAAGGCCAAGGCUGCUCCCAAAAGGGAUGUCAAGGAGGAGUCAGACGAUGAGCCUCUGGCGAAGCCCAAAAAGCGGCAGUCAAAUGGUGUCUCAUCCGCGAAGAAGGUCAACGGCGUCAAGAAAGAAGAAGAGUCCGAUUCCGACGCGCCUAUAGCCAAAAAGGCCAGGAAAGCCGCUCCUCCUCCGAAGAAAACCAAGAUGGCCCCGGCCACCGAGCGUGCCACGUCUGUGAAGAGCGAGUCUAAAGAGAAUAGCGACGGUGAGGAUGAGGAGGAGGAGGAGUACCGGUGGUGGGACGCCCCGAAGAAGGAAGACGACUCGAUCAAGUGGACGACGCUGGAGCACAACGGCCUCUACUACGAUGGGAAGCCAGUCAGCUUACAUGUUGACGCUGAGGAGGUGGCAACUUUCUUUGGCUCCAUGCUCCACUCGACGCAAAACGUCGAGAAUCCCGUCUUUCAAAAGAACUUCUUCAACGACUUCAAGGAUAUCCUGAAGAAAACUGGCGGGGCCAAAGACAUGAACGGCAAUGCGGUUGACAUCAAGGAAUUCAAGAAGCUUGAUUUUACCAAGAUUUUUGAGCACUACAAGUCGCUUAGCGACGCCAAGAAGGCGCGUCCGGCCGCUGAGAAGAAGGCCGAAAAGGCCGAAAAGGACAAGAUGGAGGCCCCCUACAUGUACUGCAAGUGGGACGGCCGCAAGGAGAAAGUGGGCAACUUCCGCGUCGAACCGCCUGGUCUCUUUCGUGGCCGCGGUGAACAUCCGAAGACCGGGACGGUCAAAAAGCGUGUCAUGCCCGAGCAAGUCACCAUCAACAUUGGCAAAGGGGCCAAGGUUCCGGAUCCGCCUCCGGGACACAAGUGGAAGGCUGUUCAGCAUGACAACAAGGCGACCUGGUUGGCUAUGUGGCAGGAGAACGUCAACGGCAACUACAAGUACGUGAUGCUGGCAGCCAACAGCAGUAUCAAGGGCCAGUCCGACUUCAAGAAAUUUGAGAAAGCUCGCGAGCUCAAGAAGCACAUCGACCGCAUCCGUGCCGAUUACACAAGGGAGCUCAAGAGUGAAGUCAUGGCAGACCGACAGCGUGCAACCGCCAUGUACCUGAUUGAUAAGUUUGCGCUGAGAGCUGGAAACGAAAAGGACACGGAAAACGAAGCCGAGACCGUCGGCUGCUGCUCGUUGAAAUACGAGCAUGUCACGCUCAAAGAACCCAACACGGUCAUCUUCGACUUCUUGGGUAAAGACAGCAUCCGGUUCUACAAUGAGUUCGUCGUGGAUCGACAGGUGUUCAAGAACCUGAAGAUGUUCAAGAAGCCUCCCAAGGAGGAUGGGGAUGACAUCUUCGACAGGCUGACCACUUCCCAGUUGAACAAGCACCUUUCGAGCUACAUGCCGGGUCUGACAGCCAAAGUCUUCCGCACCUAUAACGCUUCGUGGACUAUGUCCCAGCUCCUGCAGAAGCUCAAGGUGGAGGAUAGGACUAUGGCUGAAAAGAUUAAACUGUACAACGACUGCAAUCGUGAAGUUGCCAUUCUCUGCAACCACAAGCGGACGGUUGGGGCCAGCCACGAGGCCCAGAUGGAGAAGCUCACGGAUCGUAUCAAGGGUUUGAAGUAUCAGAAGUGGCGCACCAAGAUGAUGAUGCUUGACUUGGAUCCCAAGUUGAAGAAAAAAAAGGGCGCGGAAUUCUUCGAUCUUGACCCUGACCUGGACGAAUCCUGGAUCGAGCAGCACCAGAAAUUCCUCGUGGAAGAGCAGAAGACCAAAAUCCAGAAGAAGUUCGACAAGGACAACGAAAAGCUCCAAGCCGAGGGAGAGAAACCGAUGCCGGAGAAGGAGCUUAAGGAGCGCAUGAAAGCAGCGACGGAACUGGAAGCGAAGUUCAAGAAGGAGAACAAGACAAAGAAGGUGGAGGCCGAAGGCAAGGGUGUCACGGUUGAGAAGUUGACGGCUGCCAUCGAUAAGCUGGACGAGCGGAUAAGAACCCUUGAGCUGCAGUGUGCAGAUCGCGAGGGCAACAAAGAAGUUGCCCUGGGCACCUCGAAGAUCAACUAUAUCGACCCGCGUCUAACGGUUGUCUUCUCGAACAAGUUUAAGGUCCCCAUCGAGAAGUUCUUCUCCAAGACACUUCGAGACAAGUUCAAGUGGGCCAUCGAGUCCGUUGGGGACGACUCCACCUGGGAAUUUUAA
Messenger RNA from Chaetomium strumarium, 2691 nucleotides. RefSeq lists its product as uncharacterized. The record is from RefSeq and is a predicted model, not a curated record. Gene Ontology annotation, cellular component: nucleolus; chromosome. Bases 1 to 2691 code for a protein of 896 amino acids. Gene Ontology annotation, biological process: chromosome segregation; DNA replication; DNA topological change. Gene Ontology annotation, molecular function: DNA topoisomerase type I (single strand cut, ATP-independent) activity; DNA binding. The transcript is spliced from 6 exons. Lineage: Eukaryota; Fungi; Ascomycota; Sordariomycetes; Sordariales; Chaetomiaceae.